Molecule: messenger RNA, 841 nt
Organism: Xyrauchen texanus (razorback sucker)
Lineage: Eukaryota; Metazoa; Chordata; Actinopteri; Cypriniformes; Catostomidae
Gene: cabp2a
Product: calcium binding protein 2a
Exons: 7
Coding region: 36-734 (232 amino acids)
Molecular function (GO): calcium ion binding
Source: RefSeq, a predicted model, not a curated record
AGAGUGGGAUUAUUUUAUGCCCAUGUCAGAGGAAAAUGUCAAUGGAAGCAGGCAGCAUGGAAACUAUUGAGAUCCCCCAAGACAAGAUUGUCAAAAAGGGAUCCUUUAGGAAGAAGAUAGAGAAGCUGAGAAGAUGGAGCACCUCCUCAGGUGGGAGCUUCAAACGCCCACCCAAAACCAAGGCCCUCAGCCUGAACUCGCCGACUGACCCUGAGGAGGAACCCUUCAGAUGCGAGAUGGAGCGCAGGAAACUCAGACCCAUGGUGGCAUCUGUCUUUGGUCAGGACCGAGAUCUACGGCCAGAGGAAAUUGAAGAGCUGAAAGAAGCCUUCAAAGAGUUUGACAAAGAUAAGGAUGGCUUCAUUAGCUGUAAGGAUCUAGGCGAGUGUAUGAGGACGAUGGGCUACAUGCCCACAGAGAUGGAGCUGAUUGAACUCAGUCAGCAGAUUUGUGGAGGUAGAGUGGACUUUGAAGACUUUGUAGACCUGAUGGGCCCAAAGAUGCUGGCUGAAACAGCAGACAUGAUUGGAGUUAAGGAACUAAGAGAUGCUUUUAGAGAGUUUGACUCUAAUGGUGAUGGUCAGAUCAGUCUGGCUGAACUGAGGGAAGCCUUGAAGAAGCUGAUGGGAGAGCAGCUCAACCACAGAGAAAUUGAUGAGAUACUCAGGGAUGUUGACCUCAAUGGAGAUGGGCAGGUUGACUUUGAAGAGUUUGUGCGAAUGAUGUCUCGCUGACUUUGAGAAUAUACGAAAAAGUAAAAGAACAAUCGGUUUGUCUCCUAAUGUGAAGUGUAGCACAAUACGUUACAUAACUACCAUGCUGUUUCUUCAUCCAAACACCU